This is a messenger RNA of Pimephales promelas (fathead minnow), 1268 nucleotides long. The record is from RefSeq and is a predicted model, not a curated record. Lineage: Eukaryota; Metazoa; Chordata; Actinopteri; Cypriniformes; Leuciscidae.
UUUUCCUUCAACCACUAGUAUGGGAUGUUGACGUGACGCAACAACUAUCAGCUGGUUUUGUUUUGCUUCAUUCCGCUAGAAGUCGUAAAUGAACAAAAACUUGCGUUUUAAUUAAUUGAUGUGAGGCAGAAGAAUAACUGAAGCGUUGGAGUAUAUUUCUCUUCCACUUUAUUCGGACCUUACAGUUUUUCUUCAGUAGGUCUCCGCUUUGGCACUAUCUUUCCAAGAGGUCCAACCGAUCCCAGGCCUCCGAUCCAGGGCGGAGGGAGGGAAGGAGGUCGUUGGGAAUCGGGAUCGGGAUGGAGACCGAGGAGGGAGCUGACGGUCCUGGCGGGCCGGGGCCGGGGCCGUGCUGCGUCUCCUUCAACCAGGACUCCACGUCUUUGGCUGUGGGCACCAAAACUGGAUACAAACUAUUCUCUGUGACCUCUGUGGACAAACUGGACUGCAUUCAUGAGAGUACAGAAACUCCAGAGGUGUAUAUUGUGGAAAGGCUUUUCUCCAGCAGCCUAGUUGUGGUGGUGAGUCAGUCCAUGCCACGUCGCAUGAAUGUCUACCACUUCAAAAAGGGCACAGAGAUUUGCAACUACAGUUACUCGAACAACAUUCUUGCAGUGCGUCUCAACAGACAGAGACUGGUUGUCUGUCUGGAGGAAUCCAUUUAUAUCCACAAUAUAAAAGACAUGAAACUCCUGAAAACCCUUCUCAACACACCAUCCAACCCAUCGGGUCUCUGUGCUCUCUCCAUCAACCAUUCCAACUCUUUCCUGGCAUAUCCAGGCAGUGACACCAUCGGAGAAAUUAUUGUCUAUGAUGCCAACAAUCUGAGCACUGUGACCAUGAUUCCAGCUCAUGACAGUCCACUGGCCGCCAUCACCUUCAGUGCCUCAGGCACCAAACUGGCCAGUGCUUCUGAAAGGGGUACAGUGAUUCGAGUCUUCUCCGUUCCAGAGGGACUGCGCUUGUUUGAGUUCAGGCGGGGGAUGAAAAGGUAUGUCAACAUCAGCUCCCUUUCCUUCAGCCCGGAUGCUCAGUUCCUCUGUGCCUCAAGCAAUACAGAGACGGUGCACAUUUUCAAGCUUGAACAGCACAGCCCAAGUGGGGAGGAGGAAGCUCCCUCUUGGUCAACAUAUGUAGGUAAGAUGUUCACAGCAGCCAGUAGCUACCUCCCAGCACAGGUGUCAGGCAUGAUGAGUCAAGACCGAGCUUUCGCGACGUCCGUCUCCAGAUGGCCGGUCAGAAGAAUGUCUUGUACCCUGGCAAUGUGA